AAGUCAGGUAGGAUCUGCUCAUCAAGCCGGUACUUCAGUGGUUCCAGAACCGUUUUAUGGUACCGUUACCAAGAGUUGCUUGACUUUAGAAGUACGUCAUCGCUUAACACGAUAUUCAACAAAAUUUCUAAGUGCGUGUAUAGUGGUACCGUAGUACUCGAUCUUCAUUAGGUGAUAUGUGAUGUUGAUUAAACUUAUACUUUUACUGUGUGUACUGAUUUAUUAACAUUUUACUAUUUCGGUUUAAUAAAAUUCUAAAAUUGAGAAGCUGAAAUGGCCAGCAAGACUCUAAUCUAUCUAGUCAUCCUCAUUAUAGUGAACCAAUCCCUACAAGAUAUAAACAAUAAUGAAAUCGACGUACAAGACUCAAAUCCCUAUGAUGAGGUAGUAUCAGAUAUCAAAAAGGAACAGAAGAAGCAGCAUGUGGGUGAUCUUAUAAAAACUAUCAUGGAUAAUGGUGGAGCGGAUCUUUUAGGUAGUGCUAUGUCGCAACUUGGUAAAGAUAGCGGAGGACAAAUUCUACAAGGCUUAACUUCUCUGCUCGCUGGACAGAAAAAAGAUGGAAAUUCAGAUUCGGAUAGUCCAGAUAUUUUUCAAAGUCUUCAAGGUCUCGGAAGUAUUGCCAGCCUAAUGGGUAGUCUUCAAGGAAAAAAGUCACAAAAUGGCAAGGAUAAUACGGCGGCUUUAUUGAAAGGAAUAGGAGCCAUCAGCAAUAUGUUAAAUAAAGGAAAUCAAGAUACAGGGAAGGAUGACGGAGCAGCCGCUCUUUUGCAAGGCUUGGGAUCUCUCUUUGGUCAAAGUAAUGAUCUAGGUCAAGGUGCUGGGACAGCAGCAGCACUACUUCAUGGUGUAGGGUCUCUCUUAAAUCAAGCUGGACAAGAAAAUAAAAGAGAUAAAUCACCAGAGAUGGAUGUUCUUGGAUCGGUUUUGAAUUACUUUAGCGAAGAAGAUGAUAAAAAAGGAACCAAAGAUAUUACCGUAGAUUCCACUAAAGAAAAUACAAAACCGGAAUCUAGAGCAGAUUCAGAUAUGAAUAUUGACGAUAUCAUGUCUCUAGCAAGCAAUUUAUUGGGGAAAACUGCUCAAACAGAAGGAAAACAAAAUGAUUUGAAUUUUUUGACUUUUCUUCCCUCAAUAUUACAAACUAUCAAUGCGUUUGUAGGACCUGAAGCUGAAAGUAGAGCUAAGAGUCAUGAACGACAUUCCUCAUUAAUGCCUCCAGUUUUGGAGAAAAUUCAUGUGAUGUUCGAUCAUUUCAUACAUUCUGAAAUUGGACAGAACUUUAUCUCCUCUUUGGGAGCAGAAAAGUCUUUUAGAGUAUUUUUGGACGAUAAGGGGAGAUUUAGUUUUAAGAAAUUUGGAGAGAUGAUGGAAAAUCACUCUUACAGAAGACAAUGGAUUCAGGUUGUUACUGAUAGAAUAGCAGAAUUUUUGCAAUAUGCAUCAGAACCACGAGUUUAUAAAUCUUACAUUUCCGGAGCUCAUUUCUUUUUCAAUAGCUAUAUAAAAAGUCAGGGUUUUCCCAAAUCUGCUCUAUUUGAUCCAUCCAGACCAGUCGAGACGAUCUCAGAGUUUUUCAACCACGUAUCCAAAAAAUAUUUUGAAAUCAAAAUAAAUUCAAAGGAUUACGUUAAACCAGCUGUUAAAUAUAUUCAAGAUCUUAUCAAGUUAGCUGACCAAAGAGGAACACUGAAAAGUUUCAGUAAUUCUAUUGAACUCUCCAAUAAGCUAACUGAUACAAUAAAUUUGGAAAUAAUUGAGCCCUUGGCUAGAGUUAACCGAGCUUUUCGAUACAUUAAAUCUUAUCCCAAAUGUGAACGGUAUGUAUUAUGUUUAGUGAAUGAAGAAAGCCAGAAUGAAUUUGAAAGUUUACCUGGUCUGAAAAAACUGUUAUAUAAAAGUUCCAGUUUGUUGGCAGGAUGGUUUUUGAGUGCCCAAACGGGAACACCGUUUUGGACUUUAUAUACUGACAUAACAGAAAACACAAAUUGCAAGCGAUUAUACUCUGAAGAAUGUGAAGGAUUCCUUGCUGAAGAAUUGAAAGUAACGACGGAAUACGUUCAUAGCGAAUUAUAAAUAGAAAAUUUGCCUUAUAUAAUAUCAAUAACUUUAAAAUGAAGAUUCUCCUUCUAAUUUUUUAAGGAAGUAUCCAUCGAAAUCUUAUUUGCUCGAUAGAUAUGCAUCAUCGGAUGGUUCUACAUCGAAACAUGUGUCAUAUAAAUGGAGCAGAACAAUAUUUAUUUUGUCAAUAUUAUAAAUAAAACAAAAAUGAA
Molecule: messenger RNA, 2273 nt
Organism: Diorhabda carinulata
Lineage: Eukaryota; Metazoa; Arthropoda; Insecta; Coleoptera; Chrysomelidae
Exons: 9
Coding region: 274-2076 (600 amino acids)
Source: RefSeq, a predicted model, not a curated record